GGAGGGUAUGAUUACUUGCAUUGUCGAUAGUUCGAAGGCGAGUGGGCGAAUGCCAUCCAACCAACGCCAGCACGGCCUCCUGCCAUCUCAUCAGGUCGAGUUAUGCGUUGGCGGGGACGGCUUGUCAUGUCCAGCCUCCUCGCCCAAACACACCACUAGCACCGCAUCUGCCCUUCCCCUCCCCCCUGCUCCCUCAUGUGGUAUUAAUCGCUGCAUUAUCCCCAUUCAUAUCCUCGAAUCUCGCGCCCUCCUCUCUCGCCGUCGCGUUGCCUCUGGCCUGCAUUUGCAUGAUUGAACGACCUCUCACGCCCAUUGGCCGGUGCUAAAAGUAGGAAUUAGGUUGCGCACCCCGGCAAAAGCUUAAGCCCCUGAUCGCGCGCCCGCGCGCCGCCCGAUUGCACUUUUCAUCAUCCAAAAGGGAAGCUGCGCUUGGCGGCGCAAGAGGCGGAUGGCGCGCCUUCCUCUCUGCAUCGUCGAAGAAGAGGGCUUGGCUUGGGAUGACAUUUCCGCCGCCUCUCCCUACCGUCAUCCCUCCUUCACGCUGCGACAUGGUUAUCCUCAAUCUCUAGCCACCCACCCCGAUCACUCCUGGCUCGGCAGCGGCGACGGCAAGCUGCAGUACGCCGACAUUGGCCUCCGUCUGCCGCACCACAUCGCCACAAAGCCCUCCCGCGCCCAUCGCAGGUAUCGCAGGAGUCCGUCGGAUCCCUGCGCGCUGCGCAGCACCAUCAUCAUGUCCGCCGAGGCGACGGUGCUGGGCUCACCGACGGAAGACGCCGACACCGCGCCCAACACUCCCCCCGACCUGAGCUCCUCCAAAUCCUCAAAGUCCUCCAAUUCCUCCGUCCGCUCCGACUCCUCCGACGAUGAGGACGCGGUCAGCCCCUCGCACAAGCUGUCGCAUUUCGAAGACAGCUCCAUCGAGGAUGUCUCGCGCUUCAGCCCCGACGACUCCAAUCUCCGUCCCGAGUCCCGUCCCACCCUCAAGCGACCACCCCCGCGAUCCAUGACCGCCAUGGAUCUGUCGCGCACCGUCUCCACCUCCUCAAUGGGCAUGCCCUCGAACCGCUACCCGCCGCCGCUACACGGUGCAGAGCGUCCGUUGAACCCCCUUCCCAACGGUCUGGGCUUGCGCCGCGGCUUUAGCAGUCCCUCGGCGCCAUCUCUCUUCACCCUCGGUUCUCCGCGCAUGCACAGCUCGAGAUCACCCUCGCCUACCAAACCGUUCAUGUACAAUGGUGUCAGUGUCUCUCCCCAGGCCCUGGCCGGCGCCAUUCCCAAGUUGCCCCACGAGCUGCGGUCGCCGAAUGGACAUUACAGCGGAGUACACGCUAGACGGAAGUCAUGGCAGACUGGACAACGCAAGACGGCGAAGGAAAUCGAGGCAGACUUCAACGACGAUGAUGGGGAAGUGCCCAUCGAUGCCAUCCUCGAGAAUGUGCCCAUAACGCCCAUGCCCGGACAGCCACGACUUUCGCAAUCCUCCCGACCUCAAUCGCGAUCAACGACUCCCAGCCCGCAGCGUCGCCCAUCCUACACCAAUCUGCACUCGGCGAAUGUGCCAAAGGGGGCGAGACGUCCGUCGGCACCCUCCAAUGGACAGUACGGCAGCGCCAGGUCACCGCGCAACAACCGACCAUACCCGCUCCAGCACACCCCGACCAUGCCUGUAUUUCAGCACGGCUUCCAUCCAAAGCAGCGGUCCAAAUCUUGGACCGAGGACUUGAGCGAGGAGGCGAGAGAGCUUUCGAGGGCCCUCGAGGCACACGCAGAGCUUUCAAUGCACGAGAAACACGGCUCCGGAGCCAACAGCAUGUCCAACAGUGUGUCCAGCAGCCCACCCGAGCCCAGCUUUCUGAAGCAGCGCGCCCAAAGCGCGACUUUCGAGUUGCCAAUGGCGCAGAAGGGCAAUGUCAUGAUCGAUCCGUUGCCCAUUAGCAAAGAGAAGGAGGCGGUGCUCACGCGCACGCGACCAUCCUGGCUUCCCCCGAAAUCCCAGAAAGAGGAGAAGAAACAUAUGAAGGAGUGGGAGCAGAUGAUGGCCCGCGCGGCUGAGAACGAAAAGAGGCGCGCGAUCAAGCAGAAGGAGCAGGAGGAGUCGCAAAUAGAGGUGAAGGACAGCAUUGCGCGGUUAUGGGAGCAACAUGUGCUGCCUCACUGGGAACUGGUGGUCUUGGAGCCACGCACGCGCGAACUGUGGUGGAGGGGCGUGGCGCCAAAGAAUCGAGGCACGGUAUGGCAGCGAGCCAUUGGCAAUGAGCUCGAGCUUUCCGAGGCCUCUUUCAACGCGGCGUUGCUACGUGCCAACGAACUCGAGGAAAAGGUGGCUGAAAUGGCGCCAGAAGAGCGCGACAAGAGCAAGGAAGCCGCCUGGCUCGAUGCGAUCUACCGCGAUGCCGUCCACGCGUGUCCGCACAUCUCCAGCACCUCCGACGAGCGCAUCCCGUUCGAACAGGACCUGGCCAACGUCCUCAAAGCCUACGCCAUGUAUCGCAGUGACGUUGGGUACGUCUACGGGUCGCAUCUGGUGGCGGGUAUGCUGUGCUACCACCUGCGGCCUGCCGACGCCUUCGUCACACUAGCGAACAUGCUCAACCGAGCUGUACCGCUGGCGUUCCACGUGCACGACGUGGCUGUCAUGGCUCGCACAUACGAGUUGGUGCUCAGCACACUGAAGUACAAGUUCCCGAAGCUCCACGGCCACCUUACAUCCUCCGCCAUCGGGCUCAGACCAGAAGACUUUCUCGACCCCAUCUUCCGCUGCCUGUUUGCCUACCACCUUCCUUUGGAGCACGCCAGCCGCUUGUGGGACAUUUUUGUCUUUGAGGGCGAUAAGGCGCUCGUGCGCGCGGCCGUGGCUGUGCUGGGCAGGCUGGAAGGGAAGCUUUACGGAACGAGCGAGGAGGUGUUGGAUCUACUUGGAUGGAGGAACGAGAAGCGUUGGGAUCUGGGGAACGAGGAGGAGUUCAUCGCCGCCGUGCGAGAGGCGGGCAAAGUGGACUCGAAGGGAGAGGCGAAGGAUUCAUGACGACCCCUUGGCUUCAUCUAACCGACACGACUCCUGCGAUUUCCUCUUGACUGUAAAGUCAUACGUGCGGCGACUUGCGAGUCGACUGUCCUUUGGCACGAAUUGUAUUUUGUUUGCUAACGAAUUGGCAUGAGAGACGACUGCUGCUUUGGCUUGGUUUGUGUUGCGGUUCAGUCUUUGUUACUUAUCCUCGGUGUUGCACCUGAGCCAAUGAUGUACAUAUUGUGUAGUGGUCGAUGAACGACAUGUCCAUGCUCUCAUCUCAUUCUCUUCCCUCCUUUUAUCCAAGCCCGAUAUUCUCGUGAGAUCCGACUUAGGAAAGAGUGGAGCUGGCCAUAUCGGCAGCGGAGGACGGUUAAUACUUCAUCCACCUUCAUU
Neohortaea acidophila is the source of this 3406-nucleotide messenger RNA. RefSeq names its product rab-GTPase-TBC domain-containing protein. Bases 449 to 3028 code for a protein of 859 amino acids. NCBI's taxonomy places the organism in Eukaryota, Fungi, Ascomycota, Dothideomycetes, Mycosphaerellales, Teratosphaeriaceae. The transcript has a single exon. The record is from RefSeq and is a predicted model, not a curated record.